Molecule: messenger RNA, 393 nt
Organism: Striga asiatica
Lineage: Eukaryota; Viridiplantae; Streptophyta; Magnoliopsida; Lamiales; Orobanchaceae
Source: the annotation of a GenBank genome assembly
AUGGCAUCGGCAACGAACUGUGGAGACGGUAUUGAUGUAAUCGGCGGGGCUGUUCGUGGUCGACGACGGCGGAGUAGGACCGUUCGUGGAGAUGGCGGCGGCCGUCAGUCGCCGGCGAGGGUCAUGCGGUUCAUAUCUCGCUGGUUGCGCCUGGGUUGGUGUCAGCGGCAACGGGACACGGUUGCUCUCGCCGUGAAUCCCAGUGCAUCAGCGACGGAAUAUGGUGUCUACGGCGAGGCUCAUGGUGGCGGAAUAAGACAGAGAGAGAGGAAAGAGAAUGAGUGGGAAGAGAGAGAAAAGAGAAUUAAUGGGAUGGAGAUGGUGUGUGGGGCCCACAAUGUGAGCUGUCAAUCUGAGUAUUUGACACUAUUGCCCUUCUACCCACGUGUAUGA